Penicillium malachiteum is the source of this 3582-nucleotide messenger RNA. Its product is annotated as pyruvate carboxylase. The coding region runs from base 1 to 3582 and encodes 1193 amino acids. The record is from RefSeq and is a predicted model, not a curated record. The transcript has 2 exons. Gene Ontology annotation, biological process: gluconeogenesis; pyruvate metabolic process. Gene Ontology annotation, cellular component: cytoplasm. Gene Ontology annotation, molecular function: ATP binding; metal ion binding; pyruvate carboxylase activity. Lineage: Eukaryota; Fungi; Ascomycota; Eurotiomycetes; Eurotiales; Aspergillaceae.
AUGGCUGCCCCGCAACGUCAACCCGAGGAGGCCAUCGAUGAGUCUGAGUUCGUUGAGGACCACAUCGGACACCACCAUGAUUCCGUUCACCGUCGUCUGCGGGCGAACUCUACUAUUAUGCACUUCCAGAAGAUCUUAGUUGCCAACCGUGGUGAAAUUCCUAUUCGAAUCUUCCGUACAGCUCACGAACUGUCUCUUCAGACGGUCGCUGUUUUCUCACAUGAAGAUCGGUUGUCUAUGCACCGUCAGAAGGCCGAUGAAGCCUAUAUGAUCGGACAACGGGGUCAAUAUACCCCGGUCGGAGCUUACUUAGCUGGCGAUGAAAUUAUUAAGAUUGCUAAGGAGCACGGAGUGCACCUGAUCCACCCCGGCUACGGUUUCCUGUCGGAGAAUGCCGGCUUUGCCCGAAAGGUUGAGCAGGCGGGCAUCGUUUUCGUGGGUCCGACCCCGGACACUAUUGAUGCCUUGGGGGACAAGGUUUCUGCUCGUCGCCUGGCGAUCAAGUGCGGAGUCCCGGUUGUUCCCGGUACGGAGGGUCCCGUCGAGCGCUAUGAGGAAGUUAAGUCCUUCACCGACGAGUAUGGCUUCCCUAUUAUUAUUAAGGCUGCUUUCGGUGGUGGUGGCCGUGGUAUGCGUGUUGUCCGCGACCAGGCUGAAUUGCGUGAUGCUUUUGAGCGUGCUACCUCUGAGGCCCGCUCUGCCUUCGGCAAUGGCACUGUCUUUGUUGAGCGCUUCCUUGACAAGCCUAAGCACAUUGAGGUUCAGUUGCUCGGUGAUAACCAGGGUAAUGUCGUUCACUUGUUCGAGCGUGAUUGUUCAGUUCAACGUCGUCACCAGAAGGUUGUUGAGAUCGCCCCCGCUAAGGACCUCCCCGUCGAUGUUCGUGAUAAGAUCUUGGGUGAUGCGGUGAGACUGGCUAAGUCAGUUAACUACCGUAACGCCGGUACCGCUGAGUUCCUGGUGGACCAGCAGAACCGCUACUACUUCAUUGAGAUCAACCCCCGUAUUCAGGUUGAGCACACCAUCACUGAGGAGAUCACUGGUAUCGAUAUUGUCGCUGCCCAGAUUCAGAUCGCCGCUGGUGCUACUCUGGAGCAACUCGGCCUGACUCAGGACCGCAUCUCCACCCGCGGUUUUGCUAUUCAAUGCCGUAUCACCACUGAGGACCCUGCUAAGGGCUUCUCCCCAGAUACUGGUAAGAUUGAGGUCUACCGCUCUGCUGGUGGUAACGGUGUUCGUCUCGAUGGUGGUAACGGCUUCGCUGGUGCCAUUAUCACUCCUCACUACGACUCUAUGCUGGUUAAGUGUACUUGCCGUGGAUCCACGUAUGAGAUUGUUCGCCGUAAGAUGCUGCGUGCUCUGGUUGAGUUCCGUAUCCGCGGUGUCAAGACCAACAUUCCCUUCCUAGCCUCACUUCUGAGCCACAACACUUUCAUUGAUGGUACUUGCUGGACCACUUUCAUCGAUGAUACCCCUGAGCUGUUCGCCCUGGUCGGCUCCCAGAACCGUGCCCAGAAGCUGCUGGCCUACCUGGGUGAUGUCGCUGUCAACGGCAGCAGCAUCGCUGGCCAGAUGGGUGAGCCCAAGCUCAAGAGUGAUAUCAUCAAGCCCAUCCUCAGGGAUGCUGCCGGUCAGCCCAUCGACGUUUCCCAGCCCUGCCUUAAGGGUUGGAAGCAAAUCCUUGAUAGCCAGGGCCCUGAUGCCUUCGCCAAGGCCGUCCGUGCCAACAAGGGCUGCUUGCUCAUGGAUACCACCUGGCGUGAUGCCCACCAGUCUCUCCUGGCCACCCGUGUGCGUACCAUUGAUAUGCUGAACAUCGCUCAUGAGACCAGCCACGCUCUUCAGAACGCCUACUCUCUGGAGUGCUGGGGUGGUGCUACCUUUGAUGUCGCCAUGCGUUUCCUCUACGAGGACCCCUGGGACCGUCUUCGCAAGCUCCGCAAGGCUGUUCCCAACAUCCCCUUCCAGAUGCUGCUGCGCGGUGCCAACGGUGUCGCUUACUCCUCCCUUCCCGACAACGCCAUCUACCACUUCUGUCUCCAGGCCAAGAAGUACGGUGUUGACAUUUUCCGUGUCUUCGAUGCUCUCAACGAUGUCGACCAGCUUGAGGUCGGUAUCAAGGCUGUUCAACAGGCUGGUGGUGUCGUCGAGGCUACCAUCUGCUACAGUGGUGACAUGCUGAACCCCAGCAAGAAGUACAACCUGGACUACUACCUGUCCCUGGUUGACCGCGUUGUCAAGCUGGGCACUCACGUCCUGGGUAUCAAGGAUAUGGCUGGUGUUCUGAAGCCUCAGGCUGCUCGUCUCCUGGUCGGCACCAUCCGCGAGCGCUACCCCGAUCUCCCUAUCCACGUUCACACCCACGACUCCGCCGGUACUGGCGUUGCCUCCAUGAUUGCUUGCGCCCAGGCUGGUGCUGAUGCUGUCGAUGCCGCCACCGACUCCCUGUCCGGUAUGACCUCCCAGCCUAGCAUUGGUGCCAUUCUGGCCUCCCUUGCCGGCACCGAGCAGGAUCCCGGUCUUGACGCGACCCAUGUUCGCGCUCUUGACACCUACUGGGCUCAGCUCCGUCUCCUCUACUCUCCCUUCGAGGCUGGUCUGACCGGUCCCGACCCUGAGGUUUACGAGCACGAGAUCCCCGGUGGUCAGUUGACCAACCUGAUCUUCCAGGCUAGCCAGCUGGGUCUCGGUCAGCAGUGGGCUCAGACCAAGAAGGCCUACGAGUCUGCCAACGACCUUCUGGGUGACAUUGUCAAGGUUACCCCUACCUCUAAGGUUGUCGGUGACUUGGCCCAGUUCAUGGUUUCCAACAAGUUGACUGCCGAGGAUGUCAUCGAGCGUGCUGGAGAGCUUGACUUCCCUGCCUCCGUUCUGGAGUUCCUUGAGGGAUUGAUGGGUCAGCCGUACGGUGGAUUCCCCGAGCCCCUCCGCUCCAAGGCUCUCCGCAACCGUCGCAAGCUGGAGAAGCGUCCCGGUCUCUACCUCGACCCUCUGGACCUGGUUCAGAUUAAGAAGGAUAUCCGCGAGAAGUUCGGCUCCGCCACCGAGUGCGAUGUCGCCUCUUACGCCAUGUACCCCAAGGUGUUCGAGGACUACCGCAAGUUCGUCUCCAAGUUCGGUGAUCUGUCUGUCCUGCCUACCCGUUUCUUCUUGGCCCGUCCUGAGAUCGGUGAGGAGUUCCACGUUGAGCUGGAGCAGGGUAAGGUCCUGAUUCUGAAGCUGCUCGCCAUCGGUCCUCUCUCUGAGCAGACUGGUCAGCGUGAGGUCUUCUACGAGGUCAACGGUGAAGUCCGACAGGUCAGCGUUGACGACAAGAAGGCGUCCAUCGACAACAUUGCUCGCCCCAAGGCCGAUGCUGGAGACAGCAGCCAGGUCGGCGCACCCAUGAGUGGUGUUGUUGUUGAGAUCCGUGUCCACAACGGCCACGAGGUUAAGAAGGGUGACCCCAUUGCGGUGCUGAGCGCCAUGAAGAUGGAAAUGGUCAUCUCUGCCCCUCACAGCGGCAAGGUGGAGGGUCUCCAGGUCAAGGAGGGCGACUCUGUCGACGGUCAGGACCUGGUCUGCAAGAUCGUCAAGGCGUAA